AUGGCAGAGUUGGUAGCUGGGGCAUUUCUUCAGUCUUCUUUUCAAGUGAUUUUUGAGAAGUUGGCUUCGGUUGAUAUUAGAGACUACUUCAGUAGUAAAAAUGUUGAUGACCUUGUGAAAGAACUUAAUAUUGCACUCAAUUCUAUCAACCAUGUGCUGGAAGAAGCAGAGAUAAAGCAGUACCAAAUCAUAUAUGUGAAGAAGUGGCUUGAUAAACUUAAACAUGUUGUUUAUGAAGCAGACCAACUAUUAGAUGAGAUAUCUACUGAUGCAAUGCUAAAUAAGCUGAAAGCUGAAUCUGAACCACUUACCACCAAUUUAUUGGGCGUGGUGUUGGGAUUGGCAGAAGGUCCCAGUGCUAGUAAUGAAGGCUUAGUCAGUUGGAAACCUUCAAAAAGAUUGUCAUCUACGGCUCUCGUGGAUGAGUCCAGCAUAUAUGGCAGAGAUGUUGACAAGGAAGAACUUAUCAAAUUUUUACUUGCAGGCAAUGACAGUGGAACCCAGGUUCCGAUAAUCAGCAUAGUUGGUUUAGGAGGGAUGGGGAAAACCACCCUUGCUAAGCUUGUGUACAACAACAACAAGAUAGAGGAACAUUUUGAACUUAAAGCAUGGGUCUAUGUUUCAGAAUCUUAUGAUGUUGUUGGACUCACCAAAGCAAUUCUCAAGUCAUUUAAUCCUUCAGCAGAUGGUGAAUACUUGGAUCAACUCCAACAUCAACUCCAACACAUGUUAAUGGGAAAGAAAUACUUGCUUGUUUUAGAUGAUAUCUGGAAUGGGAAUGUAGAGUAUUGGGAGCAGUUACUACUUCCAUUUAACCAUGGAUCUUUUGGAAGUAAGAUUAUCGUGACAACACGUGAAAAGGAGGUGGCAUAUCAUGUCGUGAAAUCCACCAUGUUAUGUGAUCUACGUCAAUUGGUCAAAAGUGAUUGUUGGAGAUUAUUUGUGACUCAUGCUUUUCAAGGCAAGAGUGUGUGUGACUAUCCAAAACUUGAAUCAAUUGGCAGGAAAAUAAUGGACAAGUGUGAAGGGUUGCCUUUAGCUAUAAUAUCAUUGGGCCAACUUUUGCGGAAAAAGUUUUCUCAAGAUGAAUGGAUGAAGAUAUUGGAGACUGAUAUGUGGCGUUUAUCAGACGUGGACAACAAAAUUAAUCCAGUGCUGAGAUUGAGUUACCACAAUCUCCCUUCCGAUCAAAAGCGUUGCUUUGCCUUCUGUUCCAUUUUCCCCAAGGGUUAUACAUUUGAAAAAGAUGAAUUGAUCAAGCUUUGGAUGGCAGAAGGUUUGUUGAAGUGUUGCGGAUCAUACAAAAGUGAAGAAGAGUUUGGUAAUGAAAUUUUCGGUGAUCUUGAGUCAAUUUCAUUUUUCCAACAAUCAUUUGAUAAAACAUAUGGUACAUAUGAGCACUAUGUCAUGUAUAAUCUUGUCAAUGAUUUAGCAAAAUCAGUGUCAGGAGAAUUUUGUAUGCAAAUAGAGGGUGCUAGGGUGGAAGGUAGCCUUGAAAGGACACGUCAUAUUCGGUUCUCUCUUCGAUCAAAUUGUCUUAAUAAAUUACUAGAGACAACUUGUGAGCUUAAGGGACUAAGGAGUCUGAUAUUAGAUGUCCAUAGAGGAACGUUGAUAAGCAACAAUGUGCAGCUUGAUUUGUUUUCAAGACUAAAUUUUUUGAGGACGUUAUCAUUUAGAUGGUGUGGUCUCUCUGAGCUAGUUGAUGAGAUAAGCAAUAUAAAACUUUUGCGCUAUCUUGACCUUUCUUUCACUGAGAUUACAAGCUUACCUGAUAGCAUUUGUAUGUUGUAUAAUUUGCAAACAAUCUUGUUGCAAGGGUGUGAAUUGACUGAGCUCCCUUCAAAUUUUUCCAAACUCAUCAAUUUACGUCAUCUUGAACUCCCUUAUUUAAAGAAGAUGCCAAAGCAUAUAGGAAAGCUAAACAGUCUUCAAACACUGCCUUAUUUUGUUGUGGAAGAGAAAAAUGGAUCUGAUCUCAAAGAGUUGGAAAAACUAAACCAUCUUCAUGGAAAAAUUUGUAUAGAUGGGUUGGGUUAUGUAUUUGAUCCUGAAGAUGCUGUGACAGCCAAUUUGAAAGAUAAGAAGUAUUUAGAGGAAUUAUAUAUGAUUUUCUAUGACAGAAAAAAAGAAGUGGAUGACUCAAUAGUUGAAAGCAAUGUGUCUGUCUUGGAGGCUCUUCAACCAAAUAGAAGCUUAAAGAGGCUUAGCAUCUCACAAUAUAGAGGUAAUAGAUUUCCAAAUUGGAUAAGGGGUUGUCAUUUACCCAACUUAGUAUCUCUUCAAAUGCGUCACUGUGGAUUAUGUUCUCAUUUGCCACCACUUGGGCAACUCCCCUCUCUCAGGGAGCUUUCUAUUUCAAACUGUAAAAGAAUAAAGAUCAUCGGUGAAGAGUUAUAUGGAAAUAAUUCAAAAAUUGAUGCAUUCAGGUCUCUUGAAGUUUUGGAAUUUCAGCGGAUGGAAAAUUUGGAGGAAUGGUUAUGUCAUGAAGGGUUUCUGUCGCUUAAAGAGCUUACUAUAAAAGAUUGUCCCAAAUUGAAAAGGGCCCUUCCUCAACACCUUCCUUCUUUACAGAAAUUGUCGAUUAUUAAUUGCAACAAGUUGGAGGCUUCAAUGCCUGAGGGUGAUAAUAUCUUAGAGUUAUGUCUGAAGGGAUGUGACAGCAUUUUGAUAAAGGAAUUGCCGACCAGCUUGAAAAAGUUAGUCCUUUGUGAAAAUCGGCACACCGAGUUCUUCGUGGAGCAUAUUUUAGGCAACAAUGCCUAUCUUGCAGAGCUGUGCUUGGAUUUGAGUGGCUUUGUUGAGUGUCCCUCUUUGGAUUUGCGUUGUUAUAAUUCUCUUCGUACGCUUUCAAUAAUAGGGUGGCGCUCCUCCUCCUUGUCCUUUUCACUAUACUUGUUCACCAAUCUCCAUUCUCUAUACUUGUACAAUUGUCCGGAGUUGGUUUCAUUUCCAGAGGGUGGUUUGCCUUCCAACUUGAGCUGCUUUUCGAUAUUCGAUUGCCCAAAACUGAUUGCUUCAAGAGAAGAGUGGGGUUUGUUCCAACUCAAUUCUCUGAAAGAGUUUAGAGUUAGUGAUGAGUUUGAAAACGUGGAAUCCUUUCCAGAGGAGAAUCUACUGCCUCCAAAUCUUCGCAUUCUUUUGUUAUAUAAAUGUUCAAAGCUAAGAAUAAUGAACUACAAGGGUUUUCUCCACCUCCUAUCUCUCAGUCAUCUUAAAAUUUACAACUGCCCUAGUCUUGAGCGCUUGCCAGAGAAGGGUCUACCCAAAAGGAGGAACGAGAGCGGUGGCAUACAAUUUGUCAUAUCACAAAUGUGA
This is a messenger RNA of Medicago truncatula (barrel medic), 3318 nucleotides long. RefSeq names its product putative disease resistance RPP13-like protein 1. The coding region runs from base 1 to 3318 and encodes 1105 amino acids. The record is from RefSeq and is a predicted model, not a curated record. NCBI's taxonomy places the organism in Eukaryota, Viridiplantae, Streptophyta, Magnoliopsida, Fabales, Fabaceae. Gene Ontology annotation, molecular function: ADP binding. The transcript is spliced from 2 exons.